UACUCAGCCUUAAUUAUGGACAAGUCUGAACUGGUACAGAAGGCCAAACUUGCUGAACAAGCCGGUUAUGAUGACAUGGCUGUGACAGAGCAAGGUGGGGAGCUGUCCAAUGAAGAAAGGAACUUGCUCUCUGUUGCCUACAAAAACGUUGUCGGUGCUCGUCGUUCUUCCUGGCGCGUGAUAUCCAGCAUUGAACAAAAAACUGAGGGCAAUGACAAGAAGCAACAGAUGGCGAGAAAGUAUUGUGAAAAAAUCGAGGUUGAAUUGCAGGAUAUCUGUAAGGAUGUUCUGGACAAGUUUCUGAUUGCACAUGCCACACCACCAGAAAGCAAGGUUUUCUAUCUGAAAAUGAAAGGUGAUUAUUACCGGUACCUUUCUGAGGUAGCAUCUGGAGACAACAAACAAGGUACUGUAACAAGUUCUCAGCAAGCCUAUCAGGAAGCUUUCGAAAUUAGUAAGAGUGAGAUGCAGCCAACACACCCCAUUAGGCUUGGUUUGGCUCUAAACUUCUCUGUGUUUAACUACGAAAUUCUCAAUUCACCUGAGAAAGCAUGCAGCCUAGCAAAAGCGGCAUUUGAUGAGGCAAUAGCUGAACUGGAUACAUUGAAUGAAGAGUCCUACAAAGACAGCACUCUUAUCAUGCAGCUACUAAGGGACAAUCUGACACUAUGGACCUCAGAAAACCAGGGAGAAGAACCUGAUAAUGUAGAGGGAGACAACUAACUGCCAUGCUUUAAUAUAUUUUUUUUUUUCACCGUCACUCUGUAUUGUAUACACAUAUAUCCCUUUUUGUGCGAUAAAAGAAUAGUACAUCAACUUUCACAACCUCAGUGUAGCAGAACAAUAUGUGGAUUAAGAUAAAAUGGCUGUUUACUCUAAACAGGAGUAAUAUAUUAAGUA
Bombina bombina (fire-bellied toad) is the source of this 900-nucleotide messenger RNA. RefSeq names its product 14-3-3 protein beta/alpha-A-like. Gene Ontology annotation, biological process: signal transduction. The record is from RefSeq and is a predicted model, not a curated record. NCBI's taxonomy places the organism in Eukaryota, Metazoa, Chordata, Amphibia, Anura, Bombinatoridae. Gene Ontology annotation, cellular component: cytoplasm.